Penicillium canescens is the source of this 963-nucleotide messenger RNA. RefSeq lists its product as uncharacterized. Gene Ontology annotation, biological process: transmembrane transport. Gene Ontology annotation, molecular function: transmembrane transporter activity. The transcript is spliced from 4 exons. The record is from RefSeq and is a predicted model, not a curated record. The coding region runs from base 1 to 963 and encodes 320 amino acids. NCBI's taxonomy places the organism in Eukaryota, Fungi, Ascomycota, Eurotiomycetes, Eurotiales, Aspergillaceae.
AUGGAAGAAUCACCGGGCUCUAUGCCCCAAGCGAAUGAGGCAGGUCAUGGGUACAAAUUGGUGAGGAUGAGUGAGUCUGAGGUGUUUGUUGCGUUCGAGGAGGGUUCCGAAGCGCACCCAAAUAAUUGGGGUUUCCCUAAAAAGAUGUUCGUUGUCAUCACGGCAUUGUUCAACGUUCUAAAUAGCGGGAUAUCAUCUUCGCUUCCCAGCAACGCUGUCCCAUACAUUUCCAAGGAUUUCGAUAUCCAUAAUAGCCAGGAGAAAUCUCUCCCGACAUCUAUCUUCCUUAUCGGCUUCAUCAUUGGGCCUGUGAUAUGGAGUCCGUUGAGUGAGACUAUUGGGCGUCGGCCUGUUCUACUCUGGACUUUCACUGUCUUCUUUCUUGGGACCCUUGCCUGUGCUCUUGCCCCAAACUGGGGCGCUCUGUUAUUUUUCCGCUUAAUUUGUGGAACGAUGGGCGCUGCUCCCCAGACAGUCAUUGGCGGCGUUUACGCAGAUCUCUUCUUUGAUCUUCGUUCUCGUGGCCGAGCAAUGGCCUUCUACAUGUCGGCAGCAAGCUUCGGUCCCAUCCUUGGCCCAAUAAUCUCAGGUUUUGCUUCCUUGCACGGCUGGAGAUGGACAUUCUGGGUAUCUUUGAUAUUAGCAGGCACCUGCUGGAUUACUCUUCUUUUCAUACCUGAAACCUUCGCACCGGUGAUUCUGAAUAAUGAAACAAAACGAUUGAGACGAUUGAAAUUGAGAACAGUGUCGGGGAUCAGCCCCUCAUACUCCCACCAGGGAGCCGUGAAACAUGACUGGCUCGCAAUAUUUUCACGGCCACUUGCCAUGCUUGUCACUGAGCCAAUCGUCAUUUUUAGUUCGUUAUAUGUUUCUCUCGCAUACGGUCUGAACUUUUUCUUUUUCCAGGCCUUUCCUAUCAUAUUUGAAGGUUUAACCCCACCUCCUCCUCCCUCCUCUCCUUAA